Molecule: messenger RNA, 1096 nt
Organism: Nanorana parkeri
Lineage: Eukaryota; Metazoa; Chordata; Amphibia; Anura; Dicroglossidae
Gene: APOPT1
Product: apoptogenic 1, mitochondrial
Exons: 7
Coding region: 1-930 (309 amino acids)
Biological process (GO): intrinsic apoptotic signaling pathway
Cellular component (GO): mitochondrion
Source: RefSeq, a predicted model, not a curated record
AUGACGUGGCCGUGCGCUGUCAUACGCUCACCUGAACGGGUCCGGGUGACCGUACUCAGACGCAGACAGGAUGGAUCCGGUCUGCGUCAGAGCACAAACACCUGGACCCGCACGGAAGUGCAGUUCAGGUGUGCGUAUGACAGCGUACGGCCGCGGCCCCCCAUUUGGAAAAACAGGCUGCUGCACGAAAUCGCACGCAGCACUUCUCCCUCCCGGGAAUGGUCCGAUACGGGCGUGCAUGCCGCACAGACAUAUCCUGGUUCCGGUCUCAGUAGCAUUCUCAUGGGCCUUCAGGGUCAUGUGACCAAUGAACGCUCAAAUUUGGCGAGCAUUAUGAGCAUUCCAUACGACGGGGCUGGGAAGUCCCGUGUACAGACCACCACACCGGCUGGCAGGGACUUCAGACACAAUAUAACAGACGGAUAUUCACCUUUCGGAGACACGUCCGGCGCUGAGCGUAGUGCCCCACAGGCCAUCACCUUCUGCCCUCCAGCACAAUCCAAACAUGACUGGAUCGGCCCUCCGGAUCGAUACUCCAAUCUGCGUCCUAUCAAAUACUUUAUUCCUAAAAAUGAGUCCCAUCUGGAAAGGAAACUCCGAGAACUGAGACAGGAAACACAAGAGUGGAAUCAAAGAUUUUGGGAAAAUCAGAAUCUCUCAUUUAUUACGGAAAAGGAAGAAUUUAUCGCUUCAAAACUUAACGCUUUAGGGCUGGGCCGGAAAGAUGAAGAAGGACGCAAAAGGACUUUAGAUGCAAACGUAAUGGCAGAUUUUUAUAGGGAUUUCCUAAGCAAGAACUGUGAGAAGCAUGACCGCUAUAACAGAGAGUGGUAUAAAAGGAAUCUAGAAAUCACAUUUCUUAUGGGAAAAGUGCAACUGCAGAGAGCUCUGAGAAAGAUCGGCUGGGGAUGGACAACACCAGAAAACUGACAUUAUGUGUUAGCUGGAAAAAAAUCAUGUAAUUUACAAGAAUACAGCAGACCCUACUGACGUCAUCUCUGCUGGCUUGGACGGUUUAUUUUUCCUAACAGUGUCUCAGAUUACCUCACAUUGACAUUCUGCUGAAGUUCUUCGAUAGGACGAGUGUUCAGAAUCA